This is a messenger RNA of Falco peregrinus (peregrine falcon), 7293 nucleotides long. RefSeq names its product activin A receptor type 2A (gene ACVR2A). Gene Ontology annotation, biological process: activin receptor signaling pathway; protein phosphorylation; cellular response to growth factor stimulus. Gene Ontology annotation, cellular component: activin receptor complex; plasma membrane. The record is from RefSeq and is a predicted model, not a curated record. Gene Ontology annotation, molecular function: ATP binding; activin receptor activity; activin binding. The transcript has 13 exons. NCBI's taxonomy places the organism in Eukaryota, Metazoa, Chordata, Aves, Falconiformes, Falconidae. The coding region runs from base 2411 to 3652 and encodes 413 amino acids.
GUGGGGGAGGCGGCGAGGAAACAAAAACAAUCGUCCGGGCGCCGCCAUCUUGGGUCCGUUCUCCACGCCACACAAGUGAAUGGGUAGAUAUGAAAUUACCACAGGGGAGCAGCAACAGCAGCAGGGUACGGAGGGCUGUUCCGAGCUGCCAGCGGGACUCGGGAGACUCUAGAGACGGCUCCUGCCGCCACCGCCCAGAGAAAAUCCCCGGGCUCGGCCUUUUCUCCUCGCCAACCCCUAAACUGCACUCCUGGAGGGACAAAGUUGGUCUCAGCCGCGCUGCCUUCGCCGCCCGGGAGACGAGAGAGUUGCGUUCGGCAGCGGCUUCCCUGGAGCCGGGAGUGAGCCGGGGUCAGAGUUAGGGGAGAGGGUGACGAGGGGAUUCCGCCCCCCUCCGCCCUCUGGCCGGGGCUCGCCGGGUGCGCUGUGUGGGAGGCACGAGAAGACAGCAGGAGCACAGCCGGCUUUUCCCUUCCACCCCUGCUCGCUCUUAUUCCUUUCUCCUAGAAGAAAAAAAAAAAAAAAAAAGGGCACGAACUGGAUCGAGUUGGGGGAGGAGGACCGUCUCGGGUCUCUGUCUGAGCGGCAGCGGGGCGGGCGCGGAGAUGUGUCCGUGAGGAGUUGGAGAGCAGCGUGCCUCGGGCGGGGGAGCCGCUAGCCUGCUCGGCGGGAGGAGGGGACCCGUCGCCCGGCCGGCCAGCCCGGAGGGGGCCCGCAGCCCCCGCCGCCUCGCUCGCCUCCUCGCCGCCAAAGAAGCCGAAUUCUAGAAGCACGGCAGGCAAGGAAAGGAUUUGCCACAAAGAAUAUAUCACCCUCCUCCCCAGCGGCUGGAUACUGCAUUUUUUUUUUUCCUCCCAGUCGCUCUUCUGUGUUUAAAUACCAAAUAUAGCCUCUUGGGGGGGAGGGGAUGGAAAUCUCUUAGAAGAAUUUGAGAUCUUGCUGGGAUUCGGGAGUGCCGGUGUUGCACGGCCCGGGAGAAGGACCGCGGAGACGGGGGAGAAGAGGGGUUGAUGCGCGGCUCUCGCUGACUGGCCGAAGGACUAGAGAUUUGCCACUUUUCGGGAAGCCCGAAGGUCGGUUUGUUAUCAAACUGUCGUUUCUCCCCUUUCCCUCUUCUGGGCUACGCUAAAUCCCUGAGCAUUAAUAAAGAAAACCGAAGCGUCGCCCACGUGAGCUGGUGGCUUUCCAUUAUUUUUUUUUAAUUAUUAUUUUUUUAAGGUAGUUUUCCUCAAGAAACUGACAAAACUUCCUCCCUUCACCCGGAGGCUUUUGAGGUUUGAAGCUGAGAUGGAGCUACUUUUCUCCCAAACACUACAUGCUGUAUGAGGGGAGCCAGGACGAAAACAUCGUGUUUACUGAUUUCGAUACGACUCCCCGACACUGGGAACCCACGAGGGAUGCUUCACGGAGCUUGAUGUGGAAAAGUGUUGGUGUGCUCAGAGCCUUCGUCGUGUCCAGCAGCUUAAUUGUUGACUUUUUUUAAAAAAAGUGGAUUCGUAGCGUACUUUUAUGAAUUAAAUUUUGCCACCGUUUGUACAGACGCCAAAUGACACGUGUGUUUUGAAGCAGUUCCAAAUAGAUCCAUCCCUUAACCCGGAUUCUCGCUAGAAAGAGCCGGUGGGAGAUCGUCAGUGGCUAAGCGAAUCUGAUUUUACUGUUUUAUGAACAUUAUCUGCUGCAGAAAUGUUGCUAUAGAUUGCUUUAUAACGGUUCAGCAAGAAAGGAGCUCUUCCAGCUUGCAGGAGCCAGGAAACUGGAUACUUAAAGUCACUUAAAUGUUUUAACAACGUUGGAAAAUGGGAGCUGCUACUAAGUUGGCGUUCGCUGUUUUUCUUAUCUCUUGUUCUUCAGCUGAUUGCCUGGGUGGGAAGACACAGCAAAAAAACAGCGCUGACCUUGGAGAUUGGGGCCCGUGCCCUCACACCUAUUGGUCUCAAUUCCAGUUGCUCACUUGGCAAAUCAGGGUGACACAAAAGAUACUGUUUCAGCACAGUGUGCCUUCUGCUGCAGUGCUUUGUGUUAAGGAAGCUACAUUGUGGAUGAAAGCUAAGGGGAAAGAUGUUGAUGGUUUAAAACUGAAUUUAUGAGUUGGAUUUAGGUUUCUAAGAUGCACUAGCUGCUUUUUUGGCACCUGUAAGAAGGUGCCAUACUUGGCAGAUCAGAAACACAAGAGUGUAUCUACUACAAUGCUAAUUGGGAAAAAGAUAAAACAAAUCGCAGUGGUAUUGAACCUUGUUAUGGUGAUAAAGAUAAAAGACGACACUGUUUUGCUACAUGGAAGAAUAUUUCUGGAUCAAUUGAAAUUGUGAAGCAAGGUUGCUGGCUAGAUGACAUCAAUUGUUAUGACAGGAAUGAUUGCAUCGAGAAGAAGGACAGCCCUGAAGUGUUUUUCUGCUGUUGUGAAGGCAACAUGUGUAAUGAACGCUUUUUCUAUUUUCCAGAAAUGGAAGUCACGCAACCAACUUCCAAUCCUGUUACACCUAAGCCACCUCUGUUCAAUACCUUGCUUUAUUCAUUGGUGCCUAUAAUGGGAAUUGCAGUGAUUGUGCUCUUUUCAUUUUGGAUGUACAGACAUCACAAGCUAGCGUAUCCUCCAGUACUCGUUCCGACCCAACACGCCUUUCAUAUAAUGAUUGAGGAUCCUGGACCACCACCACCUUCACCGCUGAUGGGUUUGAAGCCAUUGCAGUUACUAGAGAUUAAAGCUAGGGGAAGAUUUGGUUGUGUGUGGAAAGCUCAACUACUAAAUGAGUAUGUUGCGGUCAAAAUAUUCCCUAUUCAGGACAAGCAGUCAUGGCAGAACGAAUAUGAAAUUUACAGUUUACCUGGAAUGAAGCAUGACAAUAUCUUGCAGUUCAUUGGUGCAGAGAAAAGAGGCACCAGCAUUGAUGUCGAUCUCUGGUUAAUUACAGCAUUUCAUGAAAAGGGUUCAUUAACAGACUUUCUCAAGGCUAAUGUAGUUUCUUGGAAUGAGCUAUGUCACAUCGCUCAAACUAUGGCUAGAGGUUUGGCUUAUCUUCACGAGGAUAUACCAGGGCUAAAAGAUGGACAUAAACCUGCCAUCUCACAUAGGGACAUCAAAAGCAAGAAUGUGCUGCUGAAAAAUAACCUUACAGCUUGUAUCGCUGAUUUUGGUCUAGCUUUAAAGUUUGAGGCUGGAAAGUCUGCAGGGGAUACACAUGGACAGGUCGGUACACGAAGGUAUAUGGCUCCCGAGGUACUAGAAGGUGCUAUAAACUUCCAAAGGGAUGCGUUUUUGAGGAUAGAUAUGUAUGCCAUGGGGUUAGUCCUCUGGGAAUUGGCAUCACGCUGUACUGCCUCAGAUGGCCCAGUAGAUGAGUACAUGUUGCCAUUUGAAGAAGAAAUUGGACAGCAUCCCUCCCUUGAAGACAUGCAGGAAGUUGUAGUUCAUAAAAAGAAGAGACCUGUGUUAAGAGAGUGCUGGCAAAAACAUUCUGGGAUGGCGAUGCUUUGUGAGACAAUAGAGGAAUGCUGGGAUCACGAUGCCGAAGCCAGGUUGUCAGCGGGUUGCGUAGAAGAACGGAUUAUUCAGAUGCAAAAAUUAACUAACAUUAUAACGACAGAGGACAUUGUGACUGUGGUCACAAUGGUGACAAACGUUGACUUUCCUCCCAAAGAAUCCAGUCUAUGAUAGUUGCACUGGUCAUGUCACUGACCACCGGGACUCUUCACUGGAGCUGCUACAGCUAACGGGACUGCUCACGUCAUCACUGUUUCUGUGUGAAAAGAAUGGUAAGUCUCUCUGGAACAUCAUCAAGAGGUGUUUUUCCUUUAUUUUCCCCCUUCCUCCUCCCGAACCUGGAUCCGUGAGACUUUUUGCAUUCCCUGCUUACACCUGAAGGACACGUGACGGAGAAACAAUAACACGCUGUUAAGGAACUUAAAUGAAGAAUAUGGACCUGUACUGGCUAAUCAAGCAUUUUAAAAACUGACAUCAGAUUUCUUAAUACCUGUCAGAAGAGACUAAUUCCUUAAAUGAACUACUGUUAUUUUUUUUAAAUCAAACAUUUCAUUUCAGAUUUAAAAAAAGGGUAACUUGUUUUUAUUGCAUUUGCUGUUGUUUAUAAAAAUGACUAUUGUAAUGCGAAUAUGACACAGCUUGUGAAUGUUUAGUGUGCUGCUGUUCAGUGUACAUAAACAAAAGUAAUCAAGUGGGAUAUAGCAAAGAGGCUUCCAAGUAUUACUUAACCUCCCUCAACAAGGUAUACCUCAGUUCCACCUCUGCUAAAUUAUGAGAUUGAUGACACUAACAAAAUUUGAAUAAUAAAUUGAUCCAUGUUUUGUAAAUGAUGUAUUUCAAAUUCACUGUGUUAUUUAAAAAGGGUAAGCUAUGCUUCAUGCCAACAGUAAAUGGCCAUUCCUAAAGCAGUGUUUUUAGCCUUUUCUUGUACUAGCUUGUUGUGUAUAAAAAAAAAAAAAGUGCUGUUUAUUGAAACAAUUUUCCUUCCUCUUUUAGUUUAAAGCUUUUCUCUUACCUCCAUUUCCCAGAGUAUCUCUCAUACAUUUAUUUAACUGAAUACUAUUUAGGUUUGCUGUGUCUGAGGAAUAUUUGAAAACUUAAGCAUGACUUUUUUUUAAUUUUCUGUGAGCUAUGACACUGGAAAGCUCUGAAUUCUUGUUGUUUUUUUUUAAAAAAAAAAAAUAAGUCUUUUCCCUAUUUAUGUUUGUGAAAAGGUCUGCCUAGUGUGUUUUCUGUUUCACUAAACAGUAUGCAGUGGGUUCUGUAUCACUGUUCCAGGAUCACCUCAGGAAGCUCAGUUACCCCGAAUUCCUUCCUCUCCGCUUUGAGACUUGCAACUGCCCUCUACUUAAAGCUUGGUGCCAUCUUAUCGGAGUACUACUUCAUGUGUGUGACACGUAGGUUUGUCCUAGAACCCUAUGAAAAAAUUCUAGCCACAGAUUUCAGAUUAUAAGUGCUUGCAAAUUUCAGGGAUAAUUCAGUUAACACUUACAGCGUAAAAUAUGCAAUGACUAUUUAGAGGUAACGAAUACCAACGUCCAUAGCACAGACUCACAAAAAAUGACGAAAAACAUUGAAAUUGCUUUCACAGCUCCAACAUUCUUUCUGAGUUUGGGAAGUCAUGCCUUAUAUUUAAAUGACAAAGUGACUGGUAGACAGGUGCCAAACAUUUCAUCCUUUACACAAACUUCCCAGUAAAACUAAAUUUUGUAAACUCUAGAGUACAGAACCGACUAUAGCUAGUAGCAUGCCGUGUAUUUGAGCAUUGUUUUGUUUUUACACCAAUGUCUUUCGAAAGAAGCUUUUUAAAUGUUGCAGUUAGGAGCUCACUGUGAAUGUUAUCUCAAAAAUUGAUCCGUACAAAUACCCUGUUUUACACGUACAUGAACUUAAUCUCUGGGAACAAUAGGAGACGUUACAGAUAACCAAGACCUAGGUCAGCAUGCUCUGGCAGGGAGGGGAAGGAAGGUGUAGCUGUGCCACCUGUGUCCCUGCGCUGCCCGGCCGGCUGUCACACACGUGCCUGAGGCUCCAGGGAGCUGGGAGUGCCCUGCUCCAAAGGGGUGGCUGAUGCUGUAGGGUGCAACUCCGUGGUGUUCAGCUUGGCGAUAAAAAGAAAAAAAAGCAAGCAAUCUCGUUUGUGGCCGUUUCUUUGAUUGACACUUUCCUUUUGCUUCCAUUUUUAAUCCAGGGAUGUUACUUUAUGCACACAGCAGGGCGUGAAUGUAGCUGCUGAGUUCUGAACAAAUAAACAUCCAUUCAUACUUCACCGCAGACCCCUGUCCUCCCAGUAAGUUUUAACCCCUUUAAUGAAAUAAAUAGAGAUGGUUUAAUAACGCAUUAGUCAAGGUCUAAUGCAAAAAUGGGUCAUGUAUAGCGCAGCAGCUGCGCGUAACCCCUUACGCUGGUGCCGCCAGCCGGAGCGGCAAGGGCUGAGGGCUGGGGUCUCGCUCGCACUUCGCCUCACAGCCCCCGCACUCAGCCCGGCCCCAGGGGGAGCGCGACAGCGUCCCUUCCUCCCUCCCUCUCCUGAAGCUGCUGCUGGGUAUCCCAGGUUGGUUCAGUGGCGCACUGCUCUGAGUUUCCUCAUUUUUAACAGUGUAAUUUAGUGUCACUGUGGAAAGGAUGUUGAUAGUACAAGUGUUUCUCUUUGGUGAUGGUGACAUCCCCGGAGCUGUUCUGGUCCAAGUGUUCUUGCAGGCAUUUUGAUUGGGAUUUUUGUUUCAUGCCUAGAGCAUUAAGCGUGCGAACCGGGAAGUUGGCAGCAGCACCUUGAGAGUGUAGAUGAGGGCAGGACUCCGUGAGAUCCAUGCUAGCGGAAGCCUUCGGCAUUAUUUACUAGCAGGCAGUGACCAUUCUCCCUUCGUGUCCCGUGGUGCUGUGGCACGAGCUCCACUGGUCACCCUGUCCUCUGGCUCGUGAGGCACGGCCAGGCCCCUGCCCUGUGGGCUCAGCCCGCUGUAGCGGCGGCUCAGACCUGCCCCGCGACCCCCAGUCUGCCCCCGGCCUCGCCAGGAGCUGAAGCCUGGUGUUACUUUUUACACUGUCUUAGAGGGGAAGAAGCUUCUGUAUCGCGUCCUGUGUGACUCUGUACUUACAACUACACGUAGCAUUUCAGAGCAGAGACUCUGCCUGGGAGUUGUUGAGCUAGCACUGUUACUUGUGGUUGUGUUCUGGAACUACGCUGCGGGGACUGAAAUGCACCGUUUCCUACCUUCCAUCUGAGAUUUCCAAAAGUGGGUGUAGUUUUCAAAUACCAACUUCAGGUGUGCCAACUGAAUUGUAACCAGACAGUAAUAAGACUUUUUCCCAUUCAUUUUAGCAUUUGACAGAAUAAAUAGGGUUACCGGUUUGCUCUUUUUCCAGCUUCUUUUUUAACCUUUUUUACUACAUUUACUUUUAGUAGGAACACUUGGUACAACAUGCAGAAAGCUGCAAUAUACCUUCAUGGGCAAAACGAUUCAAGUAGUAUCCUUGACGGAACAUCAUUUACCUCAGAUACUCAACCAGCAGUACUUUCCCCCCCCCCCCCCCUUUUUGUUUUUUAAUGCUGUUUCAGUCCAUAUACAAUUCGUUACCUCUCAAGAUUUUGGUAAGCAAUUAUUUUAACUUUACUCUUUGUAUUUGUCAGUGUUUUGGGCACAGGUUGUUGUACUACUGUCAAAAGGUACUUGCUGUUUUUCUGCAAGUGCUAAAAACAAACCAACCCCCCCCACCCUCAAUAAAGUGAUUGUUAAAUAUUGUACAAAUGAAAAUGUAUACUCUUUCUCCCCUAUUGCCCCAAAAAGUUAAAAUAAAAAAUGUGACUACUA